AACUCCGUCAGCAGAAUGUCCUCAGAUCCUGUAACAAGGUUAUGUAGCCGUCCCCGUAAGAGGGCGGCAAGUUGUUUAUCGGUGCCAGAAGUGGAGUUCAUAGGACCAUUGCGGGUAUCCCCAGCAGUGCCACCAGCAGCACCACCACCAUCAGAGUUACAGGUCGCCUUGGGGAUAGUGAACACGCACGAUGGAAAGGAACAGGAAGGUGCCGAUAAAAGUUAUGAGGUCUGCCUCGGACAGUCAUCGUCGUUAUCAGAGAAGAGCGCCGCCGCCCUCUGGUUUCUGUGGCACCUUGGCUUCUGUCACCUUGUGUGUUGCUUCUGUACCAAUCGUAUCAGAAUGGCCAAAAAUACCUUAAGUUCAGAGUUUCGUAAUAUUGAUGUGGACCAGUAUAAUGAAGAUAAUUAUAAGGAUGAUGAUGGAGAACCACAAAGCCCCCCAAUUGGAGUAGAAGAAGCCACUGUUGUUUCCAGCAUUAAUUCAGGUAACCAUGCUGAUGCCCUGAAGCUCUUACUCACAAAUGCUCCUGUGGCUUCCAAAGGAAAGAAUGAACAAGCUAAGGACAUGGCACUGAAUCUGGUCUUGAAGGUGCUUCUGUCGGUCAGCAAAUCACAGAUGGAUCAAAUAAUUGCAUCACUCGACAAGACACAGCUGGAUGUGCUCAUGAAAUACAUUUACCGAGGGUUUGAAAGGCCAUCAGAAGGAUCAUCAGCCAUUUUACUCAUUUGGCAUGAAAAAGUGUACAAUGUUGGUGGUGUUGGGUGUAUUGUAAGGGUGCUCACUGAUCGAAAAAGAGUCUGAAAUUAAGAUGGUUUAUGUAUUUGUAAUGCUGAAGUGUUUAAGAUUUUGUUGUGUUUUACAUCACAGGGCUGAUAGCUGCAUGUCACGUACAAAGACAGUCAUUCCACACUCAUUGGUUAAUAUCAUUGGCUUUUAUUUAAUCAGACUGUACACUGAAAGUUUUAUAAAUAAAAUUUAUGCAAUUAGUA
Molecule: messenger RNA, 992 nt
Organism: Scylla paramamosain (green mud crab)
Lineage: Eukaryota; Metazoa; Arthropoda; Malacostraca; Decapoda; Portunidae
Gene: Arpc5
Product: actin-related protein 2/3 complex subunit 5-C-like
Exons: 5
Coding region: 16-804 (262 amino acids)
Biological process (GO): regulation of actin filament polymerization; Arp2/3 complex-mediated actin nucleation; cell migration
Cellular component (GO): cytoplasm; Arp2/3 protein complex; actin cytoskeleton
Molecular function (GO): actin filament binding
Source: RefSeq, a predicted model, not a curated record